Messenger RNA from Pocillopora meandrina, 12422 nucleotides. NCBI's taxonomy places the organism in Eukaryota, Metazoa, Cnidaria, Anthozoa, Scleractinia, Pocilloporidae. The record is from the annotation of a GenBank genome assembly.
AUGGAAUCUAAAGUCAUUUUGUUGAUGCUGACUGCUCUGGGAGGCGCAAUCGCUUCACCAAAUUUCAUCGCAGAAACUGGCCACAAAGGUAGGUAUCUCAUCAUUCAAGAUUAGAAGGUAGGGAUGUACUCGGCGACUCACGAAAGCGUAACCGUUGCCCGUGGGCGGAGAUAGGAAAAUACGGACCAGCAGUGAAAAUAAGAUCGCUCUAACAUUUACGUAUUUAUCCGCAGUUCACAUACGUGAUUUUUAUAUAUUCACAGUCAUUUAUUCAUCACUUCACGGGUUUAAUUGGAACCAACAUAGUAAACAGCUCCCAGUUGGCUUGUUAGCUUAGUUGGUACAGCACUGCACCGGUAUCGUACACGUCAGGGGGUCACAUCUCGUACAGGCAUGAAUUUUUUUCAGGCCAUAUUUUCACUGCUGCUCAAGUUGUGUUCAUUACUGCGAAGAUCGCUUUCAUAUUCAAGACGUCUUAUGUCAGCAAAAAAUUCAACGUUUUAACCUGUGAAACUAAGAGGAGACCAGCUGUGUUUCCUCUAGAGACACAAAGCAUAAUUACAACUAUUCACCAAUGAAAAUAAUGUUUUGAGAGUGCGAUUAUACUUACUAAUUGCUUAGCAGAUGAGGGAAGUGCGAACGCGACUAAGAAGGGUGUUAUUUCCUUCGGACUGAUGGUUCUUCGCGUUACUAAAAAAAAUCCCCUUGAUUUCAAUGGUUAUGGCUGCUGGUGUGGAAUCGGUGGGGAAGGCAAACCCGUGGAUGAUUUGGACAGGUGAUCUAACAAAGCUUUCUUUAGAUCAGCAUUACUGAUUUUUCCUAGUACCCUACGUGAUGAUUACAUUGAAAAGUUGAGGAGAGAGAAAAACAUACUGUCUGUUACAGUACCCAAAGGAAUGGAAAUGGACCCUUGUAAUCUAUUAACCUAUCAUGCUCUAUCAUUUUAAAAGGAGUAUACGCUCAUAAAGUUGUCAGAAGAUGAUAAUGAAGCAUACUAUCCUGUUAGACAAGAACUGUUACCCCCCCCCAAAUGUAGACACCAAGAACAACAUUAAAAAGAUUAAAAAGUGGAUAAAUCUAUUUUCAGGUGUUGCCAAGUUCACGACAAAUGCUAUGACGACAUUAUACGGUCGAAGGUUUGCCCUUUCGAGAAAGGAGUUUAUGCUCUCCCCUACUCAACAAAACGGAAUCACCCUGCCGAAUGCGGUAAGUCAAAGAAAAUGACUUACGUAAUCCUGUGCAUAAAGGUACAAACGUCUGUUAUGUAGUUUAGCUGGUUUUAUUGUGUGCGUGCUUUUGCUUUUUUAUAGGUUAAUGUUCAGUUGUACUCAGUUUUCGUUUUCCAGUUUCUUUUUUUUUUUUCAGAUAAUUCGUUACCAUAUACCUGAACUUGCGAGCACAGAAAUUUCGUUAGCUGUGGCACAUAAGGGGAACUUGAAACAAUUAUUGGAAUAGUUCCUCAGUUGUAAAAAUGUUAACUAAAUUCUCUCAUUUUACUUCAGAACCUCCAUCCCAUUACUGGUUUUGGAAAAAGUGCCGCUUUCGCUUGUGCAAGUGCGAUGCAGCUGCCGCUAAAUGCUUUAAGAAGAGUCCCUAUGACGAGAAGUAUAGAAAAUACCCACAGAACAAGUGUAGGAACGACAAGCCUUCUAAAAGUGACGAAGAAACAAAACAACUGUUUUCGCUUUGAGUUUUUAAUUGUUUGUUAGAUGAAUAAAAGAGCAAAGAUCUCUUUUGGUAUAGUCUGGCUUCGUAGAAACUGCCGCAGAUACAUGUCGCCUACCGAUUAUUUCUGUUGAUUUGGUGAUGUCGUUUCGGAAAAAUAACCUAGCCGUAUAUUAUUUUAUACCUUUUCCAUCAAUGUGCUUUACCAAAUCAACAUAGAGUAACUGGCCCACAGAACACUGAACUAUCUUAAAUCCCGGUUUACUGCGUCAAACUCAAAGCCAGAGUUUCUGAAGAACUACUAACAUCAGAAGCAAAUAUCAGUUUUAUCUUCUUAGAAAAUGAUCCAGUGUGCAUGAUUGUGCGACUGAAUCAAUUUACCAGGUUCACUUCAUUGCUAGAAAUACACAAACCAUUCACGUAAAUAGUUUAUUUACAAUGUUUUCUUUUUCAACGUGUACGUGUCACAUUUAAGUAAACAUGUUCAUCCCAGUAAUUUUAAUUAUUACAUCCAUUUUGAAAUCACUGGUGGUCCCUGUAAUCUAAUUGGCACUAUUUAUUCACGAAUAGCAGCAUUUUUUGCUCUAAAUCGCAUCUUUUGUCCAGCCAAUGAUAAAGUUACACUUAAAACAAAACAACCAAUCCGAUUUCAAGGCUUGUUUAAAAGUAACCAAUAAAAUUGCAGAAAAAUGAAAGACAAAGAGUAUCAUGCAAAUUUUGCAACUUUUGUUUCUAUUUUUGCAACUUUUGUUUCUAAAACUCUUAUUUCACCCCCCCCCCCCCCCCCUCAAAAAUGGAUUAAUUUAAUACUUCCAGUUUUUGAAUGAUGACAAUGAGAUCCUUCAGGUUGAAGACCAACAUUCCAGGGAUUUUUUCACUUUUCGUGUACAUUUUGGUGAAUAUUUUGACGAUUUUCUACCUUCUCAAGAUCAAAAUCGGCGCGAUCCCGAGUCCACUGAGUCAGCAACAAAAGAAGAAAAUCAAGAGCCACCUAAAGAGUUGGAUGUUUCAAGAUUUCCUAUCAUUUCAAGCGAUGAAAUGAAUGAGCUUAAGUCUGUCGCUUCGAAUAGAAAUACGUCCCGCUCCACAAAACAAUGGAUGAAUGUUUUAAGAAGCUGGUGUCAAUGUCGCCAUCUUGAAUAUGUCUCCAUCGAAGCAAAGGUGCCUGAAGAACUUGACAAGGUCCUGAGUAAGUUUUACGCUGAAGUGAAAAAAAAGAAUGGAGAUGAUUACGCGCCAGAAUCUCUUAAAAUCAUGCUGAGUGCCAUUGAACGGUAUUUAAAGGAGAAGAACUAUCCAUUGAGCAUUGUGCGAUCGAGGGAGUUUCACUCCUCCCAAGAAAUCCUCAAUGCGAAAGCAAUUUCCCUGCGUCAACAAGGAAAGGGAAAGAGACUCAACAAAGCUCAGCCAAUCACACCUGAAGAAGGGUCAGCUCUGUGGGAAAAAGGUCAGUUGGGUGACUUUAAUGGAAAGGUCUUGAUCAAUGUCAACUUGAAAAAUUUGGCGGAACGACUGGAAUUGCGUGGUCGCCAAGAACCCUUCGACGCACACGUGGAAGACGUAAUCAUAAGGCAGCAACAAGAUGGAACUAAGGUUGUUGAGUUCCGGGAAGGUCCCACCAAAAAACGGAGCGGUGGUCUCACCAUCAGGCGAAGAACAACACCACAAGCAAUAUUCAGCACCGAUGGCGGAAAAAGUGUUCCAGCGCGGCUAUUCAAGCUUUGGUUGUCUAAACGACCCGAAGGAAUGAAGAACACAGGGCCUCUCUAUCUGAGCAUUAUAAAUCGUCCUAAAUCAGCAGAUGUUUGGUACGCCGAAGUUCGAAUGGGACAAAACACCAUCGGCAAUGUAAUGAAAUCCAUGGCCUCCUGUCUCCGGACGAAUAAGAGGCUGACGAACCACAGCAUGAAGAAAAUAUUGGUGUCAAAACUGAGGAAGCCUGGUCAACCGCACAGUGUCAUCUCUGAAAUAACUGGCCAUGCACGUGCCAUCUUCGUUAGACGACUACGAUGAAAUAGACGAGAAUCACAGGAAAGAACUGUCUUACAUUAUCAGUGGAUAUAAAGAUGUGUCAAAUGAAAAUCAAGUAAACAAAAUCUCCCGCCAAAACACUGCAAAUGAAGCCUCAAAUCAAGAGAUUGCAGUCCAACAUAAACGAACACCUCUGGUUCCUAUUUAAUACGUCCAACAACAAGGCCAAGUGCAUUAGGCCAUGGGCUCCAAUCCUGGUUUUCAGCCAGCUGAAUUUUCAGGAUUUUCACCACGUUUCCCAUUGCAGUCUCAGUACUGCAUAGAAGCCUUUAGUUGUACUGCUCCCGUUCCAUUGCAGAAUUACGUAGGCUGCAACUUCAAUUUCUUCUCCAAAGACAGCUAGAAUUCUCCACCCCAACCGUAGAAGAAACGAAGGGCUUACAUUAUUGAGUGAGAUGACGAGGAUUGAACCUUAACGCUUCACUCUUUUUCUGAGUUAUUAAGGACUUUUCGAAUUUCUUGAAUGAUUGUUUUUUUACUUUGAUACGCUUGACUGAGUUUUUGAGACAUGACGUCAAAGUCUUUCUGUUUUGCGUACAAAAUGAGAUGUAAAAGCGUUUCCGAUUCCGCUUUUUAUUUAAAAACCGGCUCAGUACUGCAUCAAUAAAAUAUUUGAAGUGACCAAGUUCUGCAUUUGGGCGAUGUCAAAAUGGAUGUAAAUUUAAUAACUAUCGAAAAAUCGACGAUUCCACUUCACAGAGAAAUUCACUUGCAUUAAUCACAACACGCACAUUUCCUACAAGUCUUCCUCCACAAGAAAGCAAGCAUGCAACACGCUAGAAAAUAAUGUCAUAACCCCUCUCAACCAAGCCUUAUCUAAUUGCCGUUCAGGCCUUUGUCGAAUAUCAGAGAAAUUCCCAUGCAUCUUCUGGAACGACCUCGUAAAGGGCUUCUACAUAACCUCCAACAGCUAACUGCUUGCACUCACGCCAAGUAAUGAAAUAUCAGCGCGUAUAUCCAGGGAAUUUUUUACGAUAAAAAAGUUGAGUGUUUCGGCAAGUUAGUAAUAAAGAAAGUUGUCAAAGGAAAAAAAUUACCAACGCACAUCCCUUAAUGGCUCUCUGACUCCUUUAUUUGAUACUUCUCACUACCACAAGCGAAUGACAUGCAUCUCCUCAUUUCAAUAUCAGUACAAUAUCCAGUGACGCCAGUUUGAUAUCCUCUUAGCCAAAAUUACCACCACAAAUGAAAUCGUUUGUUCGAAGAUUGGUUGCAUAUCACUUUUAUAUAAAGUUAUCAUGCAACAGUUCCUGGUUCAAAGUAAUAUAUCCCGAAGAGAGAACCACAUGGUAACAUAGGUGAUAUUUCUACACUGAUUAAGUUCGGGCUCUCAUGACUAAUAAGUUUCCAGCAACUUGCCCUUGAGCCUGACCCCCAAAAUACUACCCUGUUCACUUACAUUUACCUUUGUUGGUUUGCUUGCUGAUCUUUACCAGCAUUUAUUUAAGUAUGGUAGAAUUUCUUAGUUAAAAGCAGAUCUGAACCUUAUUGGACACGAACACCGGCAGUGCCGUGUCCAACUAUACAUUAAGGAGGUUCCAAGGUACCAUAAUAUCCGCAACCAACCAAAGCAGUGAAGAUACAGGCUACGGGGUUACGAUUUAUCGUCCUUAAACGACAACACAUCAAUGUCUAACAAUUUGCAAGUAAAUUGCAAAGGAAGCACAUUCUACUGCGUUUUUUUUUUACGACCUAAGUAUUGUUAAGGUUGGAGGAUCGAACCCUUAACCUCCCACAUAGCUAUACGACGCUCUAUCCAUGCACUAAAAUAUUCCUAAUGAAACCACACAAACAAAACAUUUUUUCCAGACUGAAAUAUUAAAAUAUUACGUUGCAGUGUCAUUACGAUAUCUAAAAUCCCUUUUCUGAUGUCAAUUGCUUUAGGAGUCGUUGCUUUGCCGAAUGCCAAGGCAUCUAAGGUUUGUAUGUGAUCACCUGAUUUAUGGGAAAAUCUCUUUAACUUAACUCUAUUCCCAUCUCAAAGUUAUUUUUAAUCUGUGUUUUUUAAAAGAUGAGGAAAGUGCAAAUGCGAUGAUGAUUUUGCGCGUUACUAAAAGAAAUCCCAUUGAUUUCCAUGGUUAUGGCUGCUGGUGUGGAAUUGGUGGGAAAGGCAAACCCGUGGAUGAUUUGGACAGGUGAUAAUAUACAGUUCUCUUUAUAUAAGCAAUACUCAUUGGUUUCAGUUUCUGGCGUUCGGCAAGUUGUUCUCGUUACUAUGGUAAAGGGAAAAACGUUUACUCUUUAGGGCUGUGAAGUGGGCUUAGGGCCCCAGACCUGCCGCUAAACAAAACCUGCUACUUGACAGACUCAAAAUCAAAUCCAUCAAGCUUUACCGUAUCAUUUGAAAUAUUUUUCAAUAAGAGUUUGAAAUAGGACGAAUUUAUUGAAAAUGCUUCAUUAUGUGAACUACAAUAACGCAGCCCCAUUGCCGGUUUAAAUUUGAAUUCUACAAAUUUACAUUGAAAGUCAAAAUUCGCGAUUUUAGGCCCUGAACACAUUCUUUCAAUUUUAAAAUUCCUCGUACUCAUAUUUGACAGCAUCUUCACUUGUCGGUCACACUACACGGCCGAAGACGAUGAAACGAGUGGGACCUAAAAUUGAUAAUAAGACUAAUCUUUUCAUGAUCCCUGUCCAGCUUCGUCUUAAGUACGCUUUCACUUUGUACAAGGCGAUGUUAAGCUGAAGACAUGAACAAAUCGCGAAAACAGCAAGUACAACAACACAAGGUUAUCUGCCAUCUUGGACAGAUGUUACGUUUAGGAUUGGAGCCGAUCCCAUCUGUAAAUUUCUUCGUCACCCUUUUCACUUGUCAGCCCUAAAACGGAGCGUUUUAAAAACGAUGCGUUGUCAAAAUGCUCCACUUUUAAAACUCUCCGUUUUCAUCAAAGUUUUCGGGUGUUUUAGAGUGGAUGACCGGUGAAAACGCACGAAAAAGUUUGCGUUUUCAAACGAAAACGCGGAAGUUUGGUAGAGGCCUUAAAGAAAGGUGCGAGCGCAAGACCUGUAUUGUCAAAAAGAGCCGGCGCAAGUUUCAGAAUAUUUGUUGGGCUAAACUGCUGAUGUCGCUAUGCAAUGACCUAUACAUUUACCUCCUCUAAAGCUAAAACACAGUCAUUCCAAAAUCAUCGUUUUGUAGCUUAGCGCGCGCCUGGAGUAUUAUGAGUUUUUUUCGUUUCUUCCUAGCUUGUAAUGCUUUUAAGUUUUUCAUAAGUUUUCUCUCUUGUUAGAAAUUUCUGUUUCUAAAAGAAGAAUUAGGCUGAUCCACAUCAUUGUCUUACAGAUUCACAAUGAACUCUGCGAUCAUUUUGCUGAUUUCCUCACUUUGAUUGGGCCGGCGUUCUUUGAGGGCUUUUGCCACAGGUACAUAUCACAGACCCAUUACUUCCGUGAGGGUUCUUAUACCACAUUCUAACAUAGUUUUACCAAUUAAAACCAACAACCACUAAGCUUUUAACCAAAUUCCAAAAACGCUCUUUUUCGGUUAUCUCAACUUCUGUUGGCCUUCUUUUGGAAGAAAAUAUUGCACACAACGGUAUUUUAGCAGAAACAACUACGGUUCCAUGCACUAAAUAUAUUAAUGCUUGAAGUGAAUGAAACGUUUCAGUACUGCUCAUGACACUCUUUAAGAUAUGCUUAUUAAUUUUCCACGAGAGAAAAAGGGGAAAGUGGAAUUGUCUCGUAAACCACACACCAAGCGUAUUGUGCCCCUAGAAGAAGGCGUGCCGGGCCCUAACAAAAAGCCUUUGUGUCACUAGUGUUAAAGCUUUGACGAGUCCCUAGAAGUAAUAACACGGAAAUGCAUCAUGAGCUACAGUCUUUGUAGGAGGUAUCCAUCAGAUCAACUUCAAUUUGUAAAAACUUAAACCUAUGUGGUCGCGACUAAAAAGUAUCAAUAUAGGUCAAUUAUCUCGGACGUUAUGACGAUCUGUUCCCUACCAACAAGACAUGUCAUUCUUUUUUGUGUAGGAUAACAGAACGUUCCUUAAAGUGUUCGUCAUAAAUUUGACAUCAAUAAUAAAAUGCUUAUCGGUGGCAUGGGUCGUCAUCAUCUCUGUCGUCGUAAUAUCGUCUUCAUCAGUCAUAAUUAUUGUCCUCUCCGUCUUUAUCGGUGUUAGGUUUCUCUUUUCACAUAAUGAGUUAUCAGCACGGUGUAGAUCAUCUCAAAAAAUUGAAUAGUGUCCCCGAAUGGCGAACAGAUAAAUAGCCAAUGAAGGUCAACAGGUAAAACCAACCCUUAAUGUCACAUUAUGGCAGUUGAAAAUAGUCAUAGUGUGUGGAUUUAGAGGACUUGGGAAAUUGACCAAUUGGUGUUAAGCGACUUUUUUUACUAGUUAAUAAAUUAAACGUGGGAACAAAUAAACUUUUUCCAUUAUUUGAAGGCGUACACUCGCUACGAAAGAGUUGGUACGAUUGCUUGUCUCUUCACUCGACUUUGAUUGCAUUAUGAUCUUAUUUGAUUUUUCUUUUUAUUAGGUUUGUUUUAACUCAGUUAUGUUCAUCAAGAGCUUAUUUAUUUCAUAGGUUCUCUGCGACACAGAACAAAUCAGACGACAGAAUAAUCUAAAACACUUUACCUCGAGAAUCUAUACUUUUCCUUUCCAAUUUUACAAGAGGUAAGAAAUAUUACUAAGUUUCAGCUAAUUUACCUACAAUUUCGUCUUACUAUUCCAAGCCUUCUAGAGUAAAUAAUUCGAGAAAUAUUGGGGCGAAAUGAAAGCGAUGUCCGGCACGACAAGGAAGAGGGGACGUCUGAGGUAAGCUCAGAAAACUGAAGCUUUCCAAGAAUCCGAUGGUGUAAUUGAAAUCAUUUUCAUGUUUCACCGUACUGUAAAAAAGGUCUACCCAACCUGUAACUGCUGUCGGGCUAAGUAUUAUCUAAAAUUAGAUCUUAGUGAUAUUUUCGGAUCAUAUUUCUGAACCCUAUGCUUUGUAACAGUAUAGCGUUGUUGUGUUGCGAAUCGAACGUUUUUAAAGUCGUCACUAUUCUGCCAAUUUCACUGCGUCAAGUUCCAACUUUUCUUAGGCGUACGGAGAGGACGAUCGUUUGACGCUAUCGAACACCGCUAACGGAAUAAAUCAUAUUGGAUUGUACGUUCGUUAAUUAAUAUGUUGAUAUCAGUUCAACGACCCUCGAACCUUUGCGACGUCUAGAGUUUAGUUACACAACCGUGAACUCGAAGUCUGGGAAUACCAAAGAAUCAGAUUAAGAUUACAAAUGAAAUUAAAGUAUUCCCGUCAAGCAGUUUUGGAAUUUGCCAAUUUGGCUACCAAGUGUAGAUGUAUAAAUAAUAAAUGUAUUCUGUGAGACCAUUUCCUUCUCUCACAAAUGUCUCUUGGUCAAAAAUAUCGCCUCGUUAAACACAGCAGGGAUACACAGUAGGGAUACACAGGUGCCAGCUUUCUUCAGGGAAGAUAAGUUGCAUGGUUAUUUCUGUUAGCUUUUUCAUUUUGCUUUCUCUUUUGUUCUCCGUUGAAUUUUUAUCUGCGAAAUAGUUAAAAGCAAGUCGGUAUUGAGGAAUAUCUUCAUCAAUUCCACGUUUUGUUUUGUGACACACAGAAAUGACAUUAACCGCAGCGCAAAGUAAGCUUUGUUUUCGAGCGAUAAAAACAAUGUUACAGGGACGCAUGCAGUGACCGAGGAAAAUGUCAUUUUUAACACAUUUUUGCUACAAGCACAGCCCUGGCCCACGGCCUUAGCUUUCAAGCGACCUAAGGUGCAUUUACGGGCGAAAAUGUUCAAAUAAAGAUCACUGUUUUUCUUUUUAGCGAAAGGGAAACGUUUAAUAUCAUGUACAUGUACUUCAAUUCGGCUUCGAUUUGUUGUCGGAGUUUACGAUAAACAUGGAUUAGCCUGUAUCUCUCCGAGGAAUGGUAUGGGUAAUGGCGUAGGAAACAUUUGUUGCCGAACGAUGAAAAUUUUCAAACCUCUACAUUUGUAGCUUGGAUUUCGAGAUUGGAGAGAGUCAAAAGGGCAGUUACUGAAUGAUAGGUGCUAGUUUGAUUCCUUAUGAAAUUCUCUAACAUUUUGCCACUGUUUUCGUAGUUCCUUCCAUUCUAAACAAAAACCAAUCUUCAAGUUCAACUAACCGGAAUCGGUGCGGAGAUGCAGGUUUUUCCAUUUUUGCCCGUGUACAUAUACAUGGACUAAAACGUUCCCUCUCCAGCAAAAUUGAAUUAUUGAAUAAUUCGAAGAUUGCUUGGAACUAGAAUGAUUGAAAAAACUCGUUCUCCAUUCAUCCAACUGUUCAUCCACUCGUCCAUCCAAUGUGCAUCGUAGGCAACGGUGAUUGUUAUUUUGAUAUUUCGACCGCGAAGUGGAGUCGCGCAAAAAGCCAAUAUCAAACAAAUAAAAAAACAAUCUUCAAUCUUCUAGUUAAUCGGAAAAAAGACGUUUUGAGAAAUCUAGAAAAAAAAAAAGAGCGAACGGGAAAGGGCGAAAAAAGAUUGCUGAAGCCUCAGAUUUCGGCGAUAAAUUGAUUCGCUUAGAUAUGAUUGUUUCAUAUAAACCAAACAUAAGUGUUGCCGUCGACUAAUCCAUACUAUUAGGUUUACAGAUUCACGAUGGAAUCUAAGGUCAUUUUCCUGAUGCUGAUUGCUCUGGGAGGUGCAAUCGCCUCACCAAAAUUCGUUUCAGAAUCUGGCCACACAGGUAGGUAUCUCAUCAAUCAAGAUCAGAUCUAAAGUUAUCAUGUUCUUUAGUUAAUAAACUAUAAGGUUACAUAGCUUACGCCCAAAUUUAGAGUUGCAGUCGUGAUAGCCAGAUACUGUUUUGGACACACUCAGUCAUGCACCAUGUCGGUAAUCCGUCUGAUUAUUUUAGUUUCUUACUUAAGGAGGCUCCAUAGGGUUUUUGCUCAAUGACGGUAGGGAUGUACUUGGCAACUCACGAAAGCGUUACCGUUGCCCGUGGGCAGAGAUGGGAAAGUACGGACUGCGUAAAGAACCAAUCAGAUUGUAGGAUUCGUUACCGUGCCCUUUGAGAAAAAAUAAAUGAAAUUCUGAUAUGUGAACUGCGGAUGAAGACGUGAAUAUGAAAGCGAUAUUCGCAGUAAUGAACACUACUCGAGCAGUAGUGAAAAUAAGAUCGCUUUCACAUUUACUUCUUUAUCCGCAGUUCACAUACUUGAUUUUCAUAUAAUCACAGUCAUUUAUUCAUCACUUCACGGGUUUAUUUGGAACCAACAUAGAAACCAGCGUCCAGUUGGCUUGUUAGCUCAGUUGGUAGAGCACUGCACCGGUAUCGCAAAGGUCAGGGGUUCAAAUCUUGUACAGGCCUGAAUCUUUUUCGGGCCUUAUUUUUACUACUGCUCAAGUAGUGUUCAUUACCGCGCAGAUCGCUUUCAUGUUUAAGACGUCUUAUGUAAAAAAAAAAUUCAACGUUUUAGCCUGUGAAGCCAAGAGUAGACCAGCUGUCUUUCCUCUAGAGACACAAAGCAUAAUUGCAACUAAUUACCCCUGAAAAAAAUGUUUUGAAGAGUGAGAUUAUACUUGCUAAUUGCUUAGCAGAUGAGGGAAGCGCGAGCGCGAGCGCGACUAAGAAGGGUGUUAUCACCUUCGGCCUGAUGGUUUUUCGCGUUACUGGAGGAGAUCCCACCCGUUUCAAUGGUUAUGGCUGCUGGUGUGGAAUUGGUGGGGAAGGCAAACCCGUGGAUGACUUGGACAGGUGAUCUAACAAAGUUUUCUUUAGAUCAGCUUUACUGAUUUUCCUAGUACCCUGAGUGAUGAUUAAAUUAAAAAGUUGAAGAGAGAGAAAAACAUACUGAUCGUUCCAUUUUUUACACCACAGGAUUACAUCCAAUUAAUGUUCAAAUUACUUCAUUUAAAUAUUUCGGUGAAAUAGUAGAAAAAACCGAAAAGGAAUGGAAAUGGACCCUUGGAAUCUGUUAACCUAUCAUUCUCUACCAUUUUAGAAGGAGUACAUGCUUAUAAAGUUGUCAGAAGAUGAUAAUGAGGCAUACUUUCCUGCUAGCCAAGCGCUGAUACCCCCUUUCCCCCCCCCCACCGAUUAAUAGAUUCCAAGAACAACACUAAAAAGAUCAAAAAGUGGAUAAAUCUUUUGUCAGGUGCUGCCAAGUUCACGACAAAUGCUAUGACGACAUUGUACGGUCGAAGGUUUGCCCUUUCGAGAAAGCAGUUUAUGCUCUCCCCUACUCAACAAAACCGAAACACCCUGCCGAAUGCGGUAAGUCAAAGAAAAUCCUGUGCAUAAAGGUAAAAAAGUCUUUUUUAUGUAGUUUAGCUGGGUUUUGUGUGUGUGCUUUUACUUUUUUAUAGGUUAAUGUUCAGUUGUACUCAGUUUUCGUUUUCUAGUUUCCUUUUUUAGAGAUAAUUCGUUACCAUAUACCUGAACUUACGAGCACAUUUCAGAAAUUUCGUUAGCUGUGGUACAAUAGGGGAACUUGAAACAGUUAUUGGCAUGGGUCCUCUGUUGUAAAAUUUCUGGAAGAAGUUCUCUAAAAAUAGUAGACAACAGUAUUUUAACAUAAAUUCAUUUUACUUCAGAACCUGCAUCUCAUUACUGGUUGAAUGGAGAAUGCCGCUUUCGCUUGUGCGAGUGCGAUGCAGCUGCCGCUAAAUGCUUUAAGAAGAAUCACUUUAACAAGAAGUAUAAAAAUUACCCACAGGACAAAUGCAAGAAUGACAAGCCUUCUAAAAGUGAUGAAGAAACAACACAACCGUUGUUUUUUAUUUGAGUUUGUAAUUGUUUGUUAGAUGAAUAAAAGAGC